GUGGGUUUUAAUCAUCCCAGCGGCUGGUUUCACGCUCUGGUCCGGGUUCACCGAUUUCUCGAUCUCAAGGGCGUAUAAAAGGAGCUCCCGAACUAGAUCGCCCUCGAGUUAUCAGUUAGAUGGGUGAUUAUAAGGUUUGGAGAGUUUUGAGCCUGUUCUUGCUUGUUGUCAUCGCUGCCCGAGGGGAUCUCUCGUAUGACUUCUACAAAACGAGAUGUCCACAGGCAGAGAAGAUUGUCAUGGAUGUCAUGGUGAAUGCCACAUUGUCUGACAGGCGAAUUGGUGCGUCCAUCUUGCGUAUGCAUUUCCACGACUGCUUUGUCGAAGGCUGUGAUGGAUCCAUCCUCAUUGAUUCCACCUCCACAAACCAGGCCGAGAAGGAUUUCCCAGCAAACUUCCCCAGCAUUCGCGGCUUUGAUGUGAUUGACGCUGCCAAGGCAGCCGUGGAGAAAGUCUGUCCGGGGAUCGUGUCUUGUGCUGACAUUCUAGCCUUCGCUGCGCGAGAUGGUGUUCAUCUGUCGCACGGACCAUUCUGGAACAUCCGGUCGGGACGUCGAGACGGCCGAGUUUCCAUGUUUAAUCGCGUCCCUCUCUUCCUUCCACCACCCACAUCCAACAUCACGCAGCUCAUCACCAGCUUCGCAGCCAAGAACUUAAGCAAGAGUGAUCUUGUCUUCCUCUCAGGUGGUCACACGAUUGGAUUCUCUCUUUGCUCCUCCUUCAACAGCCGGCUCUACAAUUUCACCGGGAGAGGCGACCAGGACCCAGCGCUCGAUGCGGCUCUCGCCCAGACUCUCAAAGGGCAGUGCCCUCGUCCUCCAACCAGGGUCGAUCCAAUCGUCCCAAUGGAGAAGACCCCAUUCAAAGUAGACACGAAAUACUUCAAGGGAGUGCUCAAGAGGCGCGGCCUCUUCACCUCCGACUCCGCCCUUCUCAAUGAUCCAUUCACGAAGUCUCUGGUGAUCAAGAGCGCCGCGGACGAGUCAUUCUUCCUUGGGAAUUUCAUCCAGUCCAUGAUCAAGAUGAGCGAAUUGGAGGUCAAGACUGGAUCGAAAGGCGAGAUCCGGAAGAAGUGUCACGUCAUCAACUGAGACAUUGUCUAUGAUUUGUUUGCGCCAAAGAAUUUAAAAUCAAAUUUCCCCCUCUA
Messenger RNA from Selaginella moellendorffii, 1147 nucleotides. RefSeq names its product peroxidase 5. The transcript has 4 exons. NCBI's taxonomy places the organism in Eukaryota, Viridiplantae, Streptophyta, Lycopodiopsida, Selaginellales, Selaginellaceae. Bases 120 to 1091 code for a protein of 323 amino acids. Gene Ontology annotation, molecular function: peroxidase activity; heme binding. Gene Ontology annotation, cellular component: plasmodesma; plant-type cell wall. The record is from RefSeq and is a predicted model, not a curated record. Gene Ontology annotation, biological process: hydrogen peroxide catabolic process; response to oxidative stress.